GCAGGAAAAACUAAAAGCACACAAACUUAUUCUCGCCACACAAAGUGAUUUUUUUAAGGGACUGUUUCGGAAUGAGAAGAAAGAUGAGGUUACAAUAGAUAUCUGUUCAUAUUCUACACUUUCUACAAUACUUAAAUACUUUUAUACAGGAAGUUCGGAGAUUACGAUAGAAAACGUGCAGGAUAUUCUGGUUGCAGCUAACUUCCUUCAAGUCAAGGAGUUGAUAAGAAAAUGUUCAGAUUUUAUGGCAAGAAAUCUAGAUCUAACAAACUGUGUUACAGUUCUCAGGUUGGGUGACCUGCUCAACAAUGAAUUCUUGCUACAGGUAGGCAAAAGUUGUUAUCCGGAUCCGGAAAUAAUGUCAAUCCCCGGAUUCGAUUAAUAUCACUGUACAUUU
Eurytemora carolleeae is the source of this 397-nucleotide messenger RNA. Its product is annotated as kelch-like protein 22. Gene Ontology annotation, molecular function: protein binding. Lineage: Eukaryota; Metazoa; Arthropoda; Copepoda; Calanoida; Temoridae. The record is from RefSeq and is a predicted model, not a curated record.